CCGGCUCGGCGCGGACGGGAGGCGAAGGGCCCGCGCCAGGCCCGAAGCCGAGGCGGAGCCGGGCCGCCCCCGCCGCGCCCGCCGGCCCGCCCGGGAUGAGGCGCUGAGGCCCAGCAUGGCAGGCCCGGGCCCCACCUUCCCGCUGCAUCGGCUAGUCUGGGCGAACCGGCACCGCGAACUGGAGGCCGCGCUGCACAGCCGCCAGCACGACAUCGAACAGGAAGACCCCCGGGGGCGCACCCCCCUGGAGCUGGCCGUGUCCCUGGGGAACCUGGAGUCCGUGAGAGUCCUCCUUCGACACAAUGCCAAUGUGGGCAAAGAGAGCUGCCAGGGCUGGGCAGUCCUGCAGGAGGCAGUCAGCACUGGGGACCCUGAGAUGGUGCAGCUGGUACUUCAGUAUCGGGACUACCAGAGGGCCACGCAGAGGCUGGCUGGCAUUCCGGAAUUGCUCAACAAACUCCGCCAGGCCCCCGAUUUCUACGUGGAGAUGAAGUGGGAGUUCACCAGCUGGGUGCCCCUCGUGUCCAAGAUGUGCCCGAGUGACGUGUAUCGCGUGUGGAAGCGGGGUGAGAACCUGCGGGUGGACACCAGCCUCCUGGGCUUUGAGCACAUGACCUGGCAACGCGGCCGGAGGAGCUUCAUCUUCAAGGGCCAGGAGGCGGGAGCCUUGGUGAUGGAAGUUGACCACGACCGGCAGUUGGUGCACACGGAGACACUGGGGCUCACGCUGCACGAGCCUGAAGCGCUGCUGGCCACCAUGCGGCCCAGUGAGGAGCAUGUGGCCAGUCGCCUCACCUCUCCCAUCGUCUCCACCCACCUGGACACUCGCAAUGUGGCCUUCGAGAGGAACAAAUGUGGUAUCUGGGGCUGGCGGUCUGAGAAGAUGGAAACCGUUAGCGGCUACGAGGCCAAGGUGUACAGCGCCACCAAUGUGGAGCUGGUGACACGCACACGCACGGAGCACCUCUCCGAUCAGGACAAGUCGAGGAGCAAAGGGGGGAAGACUCCAUUCCAGUCCUUCCUUGGGAUGGCCCAGCAGCACUCCUCCCACAAUGGGGCUCCUGUGCAGCAGGCAGCCAGCCCCACAAACCCCACCGCCAUUUCCCCCGACGAGUACUUUGACCCCAACUUCAGCCUGGAGUCGAGGAACAUCGGCCGCCCCAUUGAGAUGUCCAGCAAAGUACAGAGGUUCAAGGCAACACUGUGGCUGAGCGAGGAGCACCCGCUCUCCCUGGGUGACCAGGUGAUGCCCAUCAUCGACCUGAUGGCCAUCAGCAACGCUCACUUUGCCAAGCUGCGGGACUUCAUCACCCUGCGCCUCCCGCCCGGCUUCCCGGUCAAGAUUGAGAUCCCCCUUUUCCACGUGCUCAACGCCCGCAUCACCUUCAGCAACCUGUGUGGCUGUGACGAGCCCCUGAGCUCAGUGUGGGUGCCGGCGCCCGGCUCUGCCAUCGCAGCUUCAGCGAGCCCCUUCCCCUGUGAGGUGGACCCCGCCGUGUUUGAGGUGCCCGACGGGUACAGCGUGCUGGGCGCAGAGCGCAGCGAGCCCCUUCGCGACGAGGACGACGACCUGCUGCAGUUUGCCAUCCAGCAGAGCCUGCUGGAGGCGGGCACGGAGGCGGAGCAGGUGACUGUCUGGGAAGCCCUGACCAACACCCGGCCUGGUGCCCACCUUCCCCAGGUCACGGCUUACGAGGAGCAGCUUCAGCUGGAGCGGGCCCUCCAGGAAAGCCUGCAGAUGUCCACAGAGCCUGAGGGUCCGGGGGCCCCUCUCAGGGCGCCCCCGAGCUUUGAGGAGCAGCUUCGCCUGGCCCUGGAGCUGUCUGCGCGGGAGCAGGCGGAGUGGGAGCGGCGGGGGCGGCGGGAGGAGGAGGACCUACAGCGGACCCUACAGCGCUCGCUCACGGAGCUCUGAGCCCCGCCCUCAGGAGGGCUGCCCGGGGCUGCACCGCCCCCUACUUUUGUAACUUAUUUAUUUAUAGACACUCUGCUGCUGCUGGGCUUGGGGCCUGGAGCCCUGCGGCUGGGCGUGCAUUGGAGACUGAGAUGGAAAUAAAGAGACCCUCAGCAGCA
Lagenorhynchus albirostris (white-beaked dolphin) is the source of this 2073-nucleotide messenger RNA. It is a transcript of the gene ANKRD13D, whose product is annotated as ankyrin repeat domain 13D. Gene Ontology annotation, cellular component: cytoplasm. Lineage: Eukaryota; Metazoa; Chordata; Mammalia; Artiodactyla; Delphinidae. Gene Ontology annotation, molecular function: protein binding. The transcript has 15 exons. The record is from RefSeq and is a predicted model, not a curated record. Bases 116 to 1915 code for a protein of 599 amino acids.